CGCAUGCGCAGAAGCGCAGACAUGCGCUGGACAAGGACAUAAGGAGAGUGACAUUUGUGUAACGUUGACUACUAAUUCGUGUUCUUUCUAAAUCACAUCAAAAUUAGCGUCAAUCAGAUUUGGAUACAAUCUCGCAUCUCUGCACAGUGAGCUGACGCUUCACAUCAUUUUCUCAGAUUCACGGAGGACAGGUUAGGUUUUGAAGGACAAAGGUUUCUGUCUCUGUGAAUGGAUGAGUAACCAGAGGCAGCGCUGGAUGGGAGAGUUCACGUUGCCUCCUCUUUGAGUAGCCUGAUGAUGUCAUCUUACUGAGACUCCAUCGAGGUCAACACAGCACCUUGACUUGAAUGGCUGUGUGCAGAGGGGGUGUCUCUCUUUGGGUGGGGUGUGUCAGGAACCAUGGUGGCAGACAACCAAUGCCGAAACAGUGCUGGAAUUUAUGUCAGACAACCGAAUUUCACUUAGGUAGGACUGUGAGCAGUGCAUCAUGGAACUUGGUUCCUCCAAACAGUCUACACUACCUGUCCAUUAAACAGCCAUCCCUGUCCCAUCCCUUCCACCAUGCGUGCCAGCCGAACCGAGCGGCCAGCCUAGAGGAGGAGGAAUGGGAGGAGUCCAUCAGCUUGCCUGUCCUGCUCAAACCCGGAGAGACCGAUGAGCAGCACACCGUGGUGGAAGUGCCCUUUCUUGGGCCGGCCAAACUAAGUGAGCUCCUUGCUUUGAGACCCAACAGACCAUUUGACUUGCUUUUUCCUUUAACUACUGUUGAUGGAAGCAGAGAGGAUGAUAUUAGCAUUACCGGAAAGGAUGGGACUGAUGAAAACCAGCCGAAGGAGAGAGGCUCCUUCAGGAGUCUGUUUGAGACCGAGAGGUGCCCUGCACCUUUUAUGUUGGGAUCUCGCUUCUAUUGCUUUCACUGCCCCGGGAUGGAGUCUGUCUCAGAGAUUGGGGUCAAGCCAAGAAAGGGACAAGAUGAGCAGAGUAUCUAUCCGGCCCUCAGUGUCAUGCAUUACAGCCACGCUGAGACUGAGAGAGUGGACGAGAGCUCUAGCCAGAGAGACAUGGAGGAUGAGGAGAAACUGGCCCUCAUGCAUGAGAAGCUGAGGGUGGAGCUUCCUAGUUUCUUUGUGAAAAAUCAUGACUACAGCAUAUACUCUGAAGAUGUUGAGUUCAUCAAUGGUCUUCUGAACACCAAAACAAGGGGUCGAGUAGUGUACCAGCUGACUCUGACGAUCUGGCGAUUGAUGUGUCUGUGUUACUAUGCGGAGGCUCAGCUGGAAGUGCUGAAGCUGACCAAGCAUCCAGAAGACGGCUCCAUCAAAGCUCGCUGGAGAGUCAAAGGCCUGCCCUUCCACUCCGUUCUGAUCUUCUUCUACAAGAAAGACAAGAGCCACCUCUACAGAACAUAUGACGCAUUCUCCACCUUCUAUGUUGGCUCUGAUGGACGAAUACAUAGGCAUAAAGUUGAAAAGGUUAUGGAGGCUCGUCCUCCCUUGCUGCCCAAAGUGACGUCAGUGCUGGCCGGGGCGCUGGUGGCGCUGGGCGUUCAGGAACAUCGUCCCGCCCUCAACCUGCUCCCUCUCCUGCUGUCCUCCCUCCGACAGACCCGAGCCUGAGCCGCAGAGCAGCACCAGAGCCAUUCAAAAGACUGAAAAAGAUGCAGUGCUGUAUUGUGUGGGUUGAGUGAAUGAGAUAUUGCUAGCCAGUUUUUUGGGGGUAAAUCCACAGGAACAAGAACAAACGAGUUAAAACUCUUCUCACUUGAAACAAUCUUUCUGUGCUCUUUAAUUUCGAUUUUGACUCGUAACAGGUUUCAGAGAGUAACACCUGAGGGCAUCACCUAACUAGGAUGUUAACUAACGCACAACUCUUUAACAAACAGGUUUUGAUGUCCCAGUGCAUUACUGUACAGGUAUAUUCAAACCCAUCUCUAAAUACAUCGUCAGCUCGGCUGUAAAACUAUGUCUUUUGAAGCACAUGCCUGAUAAAUGUUCAAGAUGGUUCAGCUCACAUUCACAGUAAUAAAUCACCAGAAAGAUUGCUCAUGAUUUUUAAGUCUUGAUCAUCUCACAUUGUAAUAAAUAAUUCUAUAUUUUUUGUAUUUAUAUAUUAAUCUGAGUUUUCAUCAGUUGCACUGGUUUAAAUGUUGUAGAGGAAGGUGCCUAUAAACCAGCCGGUUCCUUUAGUAGCAGAAGUCAAUGAAUGUCUUUAGAGUUGUUGCCUUUAAGGGAAAGUGAUGCCAGGGACUGCCUUUGAGUGUAGCGAGUUUAGUUUCCUGUCUGGACUUGUUCUUGUUUGCCCAUACCUUCCUUAUUUAAUUUUUUUUUCCCAAUAUGCAAGUCACACAGUAUAAGUUACAAGCCAAUAUAGCUCCCUGGAUAAAUGCAUUGCCAAAUCUGCACUGGUCUUGCCGUGCCGUCCAUAUAAGAUAAGUCAACACUUAUUUGAAAAACCCAUGUUUUCAAUUUUUUUCCUCAUUGAAAUAUGUUCAGAAGUGUAUUUGCAUCUGAAAAGCAACACGAAGGUUAUUUUUCUCCAGGUUAAUAGGUCACUUUAGCUCAGUAAUGACUGUAAUGUGAUAAAACACUCUCCUCCCAUAGUCUGUUUUAAUAAGAACAGUUUCAACUGCUUGAGCUUCCUGUGGUAAAGACAUAAUCAAACACUUUAAUGGACUUUCUUUGUCCCAAAGUAGUCAGAACACAUCUGUCUCAAAUUCUUGUGCUUUUGAAUGGACAAUAAAAGCAUGAAACGCUGUCACUCCACAAUCUGUGCAAUUUAAAAUCCUAAAAGAAAGAACCUGUUAAAGCAGAUCCAUAUAAAACAUUGCUGAGUAAUUGCUCUGGUGGUCAAUUCUGCACCAUUUACCCAAAAACCUGUGUGAAUAUGUUGUGUGACAAAUAAAUGCAUAAUGACAUCAA
This is a messenger RNA of Carassius auratus (goldfish), 2918 nucleotides long. It is a transcript of the gene cunh6orf136, whose product is annotated as chromosome unknown C6orf136 homolog. NCBI's taxonomy places the organism in Eukaryota, Metazoa, Chordata, Actinopteri, Cypriniformes, Cyprinidae. The record is from RefSeq and is a predicted model, not a curated record. The transcript is spliced from 7 exons. The coding region runs from base 348 to 1616 and encodes 422 amino acids.